AUCACAUUGAGGUGUAAGCGAAAGUAAAAAUUAAAAAAAUAGAGAUAUGCAGCAAGAUUUUAAAACAGAUAUUAUCUUAAAAAUGAUGUAGUGUCACUAUAUUUCUUCACGUUUAACUUUGUGGUUAUAGUCUUUAAAAGUUGCUUCAUCUUCAGUGUUUGUUCGCAGAUUUAGCUGCACGUGGAACUGUCUUCUCAAACUUUGGCAGAAUCUUUCAAACGGUGAAAAGCCAUGACAGAUAAACCAAUGUGGGAGCAAAUCGGCACGGGAUUCGUGCAACAUUACUAUCAGCAGUUUGAUUUAGACCGCAUGAAGCUCGCCGACCUCUAUACUGAUGCCUCCUGUUUGACAUGGGAAGGAGAGGGAUUUCAAGGGAAAACUGCUAUCAUGAACAAACUAAAUACCCUGCCCUUCCAGACUAUCCUGCACAAAAUCACCGCUCAGGACCAUCAUCCAACUCCAGACAGCUGUGUCAUGAGUAUGGUCAUGGGCCAGCUCAAAAAGAAAGAAAGUCAUACACAUCUGGGAUGGCAUGACGGCUGAUCAAGACCAAGUUAUAGGCUUUCAACAAGUCUUUCUGCUGAAGAAUGUAGAAAACAAAUGGGUCUGCACUAACGACAUGUUUCGAUUAGCUCUUCAUAACUUUGGAGUGUAGUUAUAGUGU
This is a messenger RNA of Xyrauchen texanus (razorback sucker), 664 nucleotides long. RefSeq names its product nuclear transport factor 2-like. The record is from RefSeq and is a predicted model, not a curated record. Gene Ontology annotation, biological process: protein import into nucleus. Gene Ontology annotation, cellular component: nuclear pore central transport channel. The transcript is spliced from 5 exons. NCBI's taxonomy places the organism in Eukaryota, Metazoa, Chordata, Actinopteri, Cypriniformes, Catostomidae. Bases 232 to 543 code for a protein of 103 amino acids.